Molecule: messenger RNA, 1149 nt
Organism: Rotaria socialis
Lineage: Eukaryota; Metazoa; Rotifera; Eurotatoria; Philodinida; Philodinidae
Source: the annotation of a GenBank genome assembly
AUGAUGUUUCGUAUGUUUGUUGUAAAUAUUUUGUUUUUAACAAAUAUUUAUUCGUAUGAAUUACCUUUCUCAACGUUGGGUAAUUCAAUAAUUGAUGCCAAUGGAGCCGUCGUUCGAAUGAGAUGUGUCAAUUGGCCAGGAAGUAUGGAGACUUUAAUGCCAGAAGGUUUGCAACAUAAUUCAAUCGAUAAUAUUGUUUUAAUUAUAAAACAAAUGAAUAUGACUUGUGUACGUUUAACAUAUUCAAUUGAUGUAACACGGUCAUCAGAUCUAACUGUUUAUCAAUCGUUAUCAAGACUUAAUUUAACUUUUGCUCUACAAGGUUUUAUGAAUAAUAAUCCGUCACUUAUUAACAGUACUGUUUCAAAUAUAUUUAAUACUGUUUUGGAUACGCUUGGAAAAUAUAAUAUUUUAGUUCUAUUGGAUAAUCAUGUUAGUAAAGCUAUGUGGUGUUGUAGUGAUUUUGAUGGAAACGGUUUUUGGGGUGAUCGUUACUUUGAUGUUGAACAAUGGAUAGAUGGUUUAAAAUUUAUGGCCAACAAAACGAUUGAUCGUCCGUAUGUGAUUGCAAUGAGUUUACGAAAUGAAUUACGUGGCGUUAGACAAAAUCAACCCCACUGGUAUCACAAUGUUGUACGUGCUAUUCUUGAAGCAAUAUCAUUUGUCAAUCCUCGACUUUUAAUAGUUAUUUCUGGUUUAAAUUAUGAUCUUAAUCUAUCGUUUAUUCGAUCACUACCUGUGCAAAAUCUUGUACCAAUAUCUAUACAAAAGAAAAUUGUCUAUGAAGCACAUUGGUAUUCGUGGUCUUAUUAUGGUCUUUUAAGUGAUUGUAAUCAUAUAAAAGAUACUAUUGAAAAUGCAUGGGGUUAUAUUUUAGAAUCUAAUUAUUCUUAUACAGCUCCUGUUUGGCUAACAGAAUUCGGUACGAAUGUUGAUCAAUUUCAAGGUGACGAUGAAUUUAUUGAUUGUGUAAAAGGAUUUCUUCAAACGCCCUUAACUCAAACUAUGUCUUGGUCCUAUUGGGUAUUAGCUGGUAGUUAUUAUAUUCGAUCUGGUACAGCUGAAUCACACGAAUCAUUUGGUUUGUUAACUGAUGAUUGGAAAAAUAUUAAAUCAAAAGCAUUUAUCGAUAUUCUUUUAACUUUGUAA